CACCUCACUUCACGUGACGCUCAGCUCCCUUCACUCUCCACGAGACCAUUUUCCCUCUUUGGCUGUCCCACUCACUCACUCUGCCGCAGCCACUCCAAGAACCUAGCCUUCGCAAAUCUCAAGUCUGUGGCUGUGGGCUGUGGCUGUGGCUCAGAUUCAGAUCUCUCCCAGUCCCCACCCCAUUGAUGACUUCUACAACCACACUCCCUCAUAACACUCAUCCUCCUCCAUGCCUCCACCGCCGCAUUCCACCACACUCGCCUUCUUCGUUCUGAUACUGUACCCGCUGUUUACAGCUUCAGCAGCAGCCGUUCAGAGAUGCUCUUCAGAGCCAGAGACCUUCAGAUCUCCAUGCCCACCGUUCACUUCUACGCCUUCCUUCCCCUUCUCAUCCUCACCCGGCUGCGGCCACCCUUCCUUUCAAAUCAAAUGCUCUACUCCGCACUCUAUCAUCUCCAUCAACGACCUCUCUUUCUCUCUCGUCCGCUUCGACCCCAACUCCUCCACUCUCACCCUCUCCCCGCAUCCGUUUAACACAACCGCAACAACUGGCAACUGUUCCUCCCCUCAAUUCGCCUCCAUUCCUAGUCGAUCUAUCAACCUCUCAGGCUCAGCGUUCCGAGUCUCCGACGCUUCUUGUUCUCGCCUCUCUAUUCUCCGACCCUGUUCCCCGCCGACUCUCCCAAACUGCAGCCAUUGCGCUUGGGAAUGCAAGCUCAUCAAGAACCCAGUUCAGCUGCUCCAUGGCUGUGGUGGCUCCACGCAGCAUAACAUCUCAGAGCAGGGCUGCCAACGCGACGUUUUGGGGUUCCUCGACAACUUUCUGAUCAGUUUCGGUUUUCAAGUUGAGUGGGACGAAGCUCAAGACGCUUACUUUUCGAGCUGCAAAGCUUGCAAGGCUAAGAAUGGAGUCUGUGGCUUCAAUUCCUCCGACCCAAAAAAGCAAUUCAUAUGCUUUCACUCCCAGACCCGCUACUUCCCUCCAUGGAUUCAUUUAGGCAGCCCAAAACGACUUGGCAUUUUGUGCUUAGCAUUGGCGUUGACGUGUUUUCUCCUGGUUGCUGCAGUGAUUCUCCGGUCUAGGCAGUUGAAACCGUCAGCUAUAGAGGAAGACCCAAACACUCUUUUCCUCCACCGCCAUCGCUCGGCUAGUCUCCUCCCACCAGUCUUCACCUACGAAGAGCUCGAGUUGUCCACCAACCGAUUUGAUCAGAAGCGCAAAAUUGGCGAUGGUGGGUUCGGGUCAGUGUACCUGGGUCAGCUCUACGACGGCCGAAUCGUCGCCAUCAAGUACCUCCACAAGCACCACCGCCACGCUGCCGCCGGCGGAGCCUUCUCCACCAAGUCCUUUUGCAACGAAAUCUUGAUCCUGUCCUCCAUUGAUCACCCAAAUCUCGUGAAGCUCCACGGCUACUGCAGCGACCCGAGAGGGCUUCUUUUGGUUUACGACUACGUCCCUAAUGGUACACUCGCGGACCACCUUCACGGCCCAAAGAGCUUGCACGGGAAAGGGUCUUUGACUUGGCAAGUGAGACUCGACAUAGCUCUCCAAACCGCGAUGGCUAUGGAGUACUUGCACUUCUCUGUUGUCCCGCCGAUAGUUCACAGAGACAUCACUUCGUCCAAUAUUUUCGUGGAAAAAGAUAUGAGAAUCAAAGUCGGGGACUUUGGGUUGUCCCGGCUGCUCGUUUUCUCCGAAACGUCGUCGUCUAACUCUUCUUCAUCUGGGUGUGUCUGGACCGGGCCUCAGGGCACACCCGGGUACUUGGACCCGGACUAUCACCGGUCGUUCCGGUUGACGGAGAAGAGCGACGUGUACAGCUUGGGGGUGGUGUUGUUGGAGCUGAUAACUGGGUCGAAGGCAGUGGAUCAGAGUCGGGACAAGAGAGAGAUGGCCCUGGCUGAUCUGGUGGUUUCCAAGAUCCACAUGGGCCUGCUCCACCAGGUGCUCGACCCGGUCCUGGCGCUCGAUGCAGAGGCCAUGGACGGCGUUCUUGCGGUGGCCGAGAUGGCGUUUCGGUGCGUGGCGGCCGACAAGGACGACCGUCCCGAUGCCAGGGAGGUAGUCGAGGAUCUCAAGGGGAUUCGGAGCCGUACACGUGGGGUCAUCCGAGCGUCGAACUCGAAUGCCGGUGAUGACGUGUCAAAGGCUUGAGGGUUGAUUUGAUAUGAUGUGACAGUGGGCGACGUGGGGUUCAGUUGCACAUGUGUGGGUUUGACUGCAUAGGAUUACUUUUGUCAGAGGCCUUUCUUUUCUUUUAUGGAAGGUUUGUUUGUUUGUUUGUAUUUUUUUUUUUUUUUCUUCAAAAAAAAGAAUGUGAAUAGAUGUGUCGGCUUCUCAGUCUCUCCUCUAA
Alnus glutinosa is the source of this 2354-nucleotide messenger RNA. RefSeq names its product LEAF RUST 10 DISEASE-RESISTANCE LOCUS RECEPTOR-LIKE PROTEIN KINASE-like 1.5. Bases 230 to 2155 code for a protein of 641 amino acids. Gene Ontology annotation, biological process: protein phosphorylation. Gene Ontology annotation, molecular function: ATP binding; protein kinase activity. The record is from RefSeq and is a predicted model, not a curated record. NCBI's taxonomy places the organism in Eukaryota, Viridiplantae, Streptophyta, Magnoliopsida, Fagales, Betulaceae. The transcript has a single exon.